Notolabrus celidotus (New Zealand spotty) is the source of this 2515-nucleotide messenger RNA. It is a transcript of the gene zdhhc1, whose product is annotated as zinc finger DHHC-type containing 1. Gene Ontology annotation, biological process: protein targeting to membrane; peptidyl-L-cysteine S-palmitoylation. The transcript is spliced from 11 exons. Lineage: Eukaryota; Metazoa; Chordata; Actinopteri; Labriformes; Labridae. Gene Ontology annotation, cellular component: endoplasmic reticulum; Golgi apparatus. Gene Ontology annotation, molecular function: protein-cysteine S-palmitoyltransferase activity. The coding region runs from base 614 to 2302 and encodes 562 amino acids. The record is from RefSeq and is a predicted model, not a curated record.
CCUGGAGCGUUACCAAGGAAACGGCGUACGAGGCUUGGAGUCUGCAGAAGACAGCAGCAGCUAGCAGGCUAACUAGCCCGUUAGCUCACACUUGAAUCACCAGCAGCUGUUUAACACAGGAGGAGAUGUUUCAGUGUGGAAGUUCAGUCUCUCUGCAGACCUGCUGAGUCCACAGACAUCAGAGUCACGGUCUGGGACGUGAGACAGCUAGCAUGGCAGCAGUCGUGAGCGGCUAACGAGGCUAACUGCAGGUAGAGAUAAGAUUAGCUUACAGUCCCUGUAUCUGACUUCUCUUAAAAUCAUCCCAGAACUGAUCCAGAUGAUGGAGCCCGUUAGACCCGGGCCAAGCCAGCUGCAGGGAUAGUCUCCAGCCGGGAUGGAUGUGAGGUAACAGCUGGAUUUAGACGGUUUGACCUGGGUCUGUGGUUCUCAGGACGGGGGCUGGGUGAGGAGGGAAGCCAGAUUAAACAGCAGGAGCAGCAGGAUCCUGGUCCACCCGGGCCGGGGUACGGCACAGCUCGACGCUGCCGCUCGGGCCCGGUCUCAGGGGUGAGAUGCAGGGAACCGGAGGGCCGAUCAGCAUCCCGAGUCCAGAUCACCCGAGCUAACAAGGAUGGAUGUGUGCAGUAAGAACCCGAACCGCACGGCGCCGGUCGGUGAGGACGACUCGAGCAGAGCCGAUGUGCCUCUCUGCUCCCGGACCAACGGCUGGAGCUGGCCACCGCACCCCUUCCAGCUGCUGGCCUGGCUGCUGUACGUCUACUUUGCUGUCACGGGGUUUGGUGUGUUCGUCCCCUUGCUGCCUGGACACUGGAUCCCUGCAGGCUACAUCUGCACGGGCAUCAUAUUCGUCUGUCACCUGUGUGUCCACGUCAUGGCCGUGUCCAUCGACCCCGCCGACUUCAACGUCAGAACAAAGAGCGACAAAGGUCCGGUCCCCGUGUUCGACCGCUCUAAGCACGCUCACGUCAUCGAGAACUGCCACUGCUACCUCUGCCAGGUCGAUGUGGGUCCUAAGUCGAAGCACUGCAGUGCCUGUAACAAGUGUGUUGCCAACUUUGACCACCACUGUCGGUGGCUCAACAACUGUGUCGGAAGCAGAAACUACAAGUUGUUCCUCCACAGCGUGGUCUCAGCUCUAUUAGGGAUCUGUCUGGUUCUUGUUGUUGCCUCUUAUGUCUUGAUUGAGUUCUUUCUGGAUCCUUCCAAACUCCGCACUGACAAACACUUCCUGGUGAGGAAUGAGACGGGUGUGUGGUUUGUGUUCCUGCCCGUGGCUCCCAUCAGGUCCACAGCAGCUGUGAUUCCCGGUCUGGCCGCCGUCACCAUCGCUCUGGGUCUGCUGUCUUCCGUGCUGCUCUGUCACCUGCUCUGCUUCCACAUCUACCUGAUGUGGAACAGACUCAGCACCUACGAGUACAUCGUGCGGCAGCGUCACCGUCAGGACGGCAGAGACUUGAGGAAACCAGGAUCAGUGAAGGAGGCGGCAGCUCCAUCAGUAAAUGUCAUCAAGGAUGUGAACUACACAGGGACUCUGGGUUACACCAACCCACAGCUGGACAUGGAGGAACCUACCACUGUGGCCGUGCGGGGGGAGCCAGAAUUCCUUGCUAACGGCAGAGUAAGGACCGUGUCCAGUCCCGUCAUGGAGGAAGAACUUCUGCCCAACAUGUCUACAGAACUUAAAGCAGCAGCACACACACACCGACGCACACAGAAAAAGAAGAAGAAAGUUCGCAAAGUUCCAGCAGAGGUCACCAGAGAGCGCUGCCCGAGUACAGCCCCGCCCCCCGCAGAACCCAACAGUCUGUCUGCUGUGUCCCUGGGUCAGCGACUUCCUUUCCCAGCAUUCCCUCUGAGGGCCUCCCUGCCCCCCCUGGCUCCAUCCUCGGGCCCCGUCCUGGCUGCUGCCCCUCCUGCAGAGUACCACUCAGACUCUGCAGAGUCCCUGGAGGAGAUCCCAGUUGCCUUGGCCAAACUGGGCUCCUCAUCCUCUGCAGCUGCUGCUGCUGGUGGAGACGCGUCCACGUCUUCACACAGAGCGAUCUCAUCUUUCCCCCUGCCCUCCCCCCAGCCCAGGACUAAGAGGAGGGCCCCUGCCUCCCGCACAAAUAAGAACACGGCGGAGCUGAGGUUUGAGAUGGCCUCCACUCAGCCUCCAACGGUUUUUGUUAGCCGGGCAAGUGGAGAUACCUCUAGAACCCGGGAGGAAGGCCUCAGUCUGGGCAGGAGGCAGAUCAUGUCCAGGCCCGGGUCCAGACCGGCCUCUCGGACCUCGCUCUCCUCCUGGAUGGAGCUGUAACCACAGCAGCCUCUUUUAUUAACUUAUUUCACUCUUUGUCUUUUACAAUCACCGGCGCUCUGCAGCCUCGCACAAAUAUCUGUGUCUGUUUUCGUUUUGUAUGUUUUGUACCUCUGUCAUUAUUUAUUGUUUACAAUAACGUUGCUUUAAUUUUGAAUGCCAAAGGUGAGAUCCUGUUUGUGCACAAUCUUUAUAAAUGAAGGAACACUUUCA